UUCAGCGUGUGAGCUGAGACCCUGCCGGCGGUCACUCAGAGUGUCUAUCGUCAGGUUCAGACGUUUGCAGAAUUUGGAAGAAUAGUCAGUGAAAGGUGCUAUUUUCAGCUGCAAAAUGGAUUUAUUUAGCGAUUUACCAGAGCCGACGCAUACUGUUGCAGGUGAAGGCCACCCGAAGACCCCAGUUCCUUCGCUUUUUGAUGACCUGCCCCCUGCCUCGGACACCUCAGUAAACUCAGGCAAAGAAAUCUGCUCCAUUCCUCCAGUGACCAAAGAGGUGAAGGCAGAGAAGAGAAAAGCAGAAGAUAAAAAUGGAUCAAUGGUGCAGAAGAUUGCAGAAAAGAAAGUUUGUAAAGGAAUCCCUAAGCUGAAAGGUUAUGUGGCAGCCCGCAAAGGUGAGCGUGAGGAGAUGCAGGAUGCUCAUGUCUUAUGUGAUCUUACUGCUGACGUGUCUCCUUUACCAGACUCUGUCUCCCAUCUAGCCUACUUUGCUGUUUUUGAUGGUCAUGGAGGCACCAGAGCUUCAAAAUUUGCAGCUCAAAAUCUCCAUCUACACCUUGCACGCAAAUUUCCCAAAGGUGAAGUGAGUAACAUGGAAAAACUACUAAAAAAGUGCCUUAUUGACACGUUCAGACAAACGGAUGAGGAGUUUCUCAAACACGCCUCCAGCCAAAAGCCUGCAUGGAAGGAUGGUUCCACAGCAACCUGUGUGCUAGCAGUGGAUGAUGUACUGUAUAUCGCCAAUCUUGGAGAUAGUCGGGCAGUGUUGUGCCGAGUUUUUGAGGAAGAGAACAAGAAGAUAACUGCUUUGCCAUUAAGUAGGGAGCACAACCCCACACAGUAUGAAGAAAGAAUGCGUAUCCAGAAAUCAGGAGGCACUGUACGAGACGGCAGAGUACUGGGUGUACUAGAGGUCUCACGUUCACUAGGGGAUGGUCAGUUUAAGCGCUGUGGUGUGAUCUGUACUCCUGAUGUACGCCGCUGUCAGAUUACUCCAAAUGACAGGUUCUUCAUCCUUGCCUGUGAUGGUCUCUUCAAGGUAUUCAGUCCAGAGGAGGCAGUCAGCUUUGUUCUGGACACUCUUGAGUACAAUGAGAUUCAAACUUGCUCGUCACCCACGAAGUACUGGCAAUGGUGUAAUAGCAGCAGGAGACAAUACACAGCACAGAACAUGAAAUUCAACAGAAGACGAGAAACAUGUUGCUGCCUCAACAACGGGUCCCCUCAAGCAGUCUUUGGUACAAGUGGCUGGAUAAACUUAGAAGCAUGUGAGAAUGAAGUGACGGAACUGGAGAAACAUUUGAACAAGGUGGUCAAACUAUGCUCCAAGAUGGUAGAAGCUGGCCAAGCAUACAAUGCUGCAAAUCAGCUUCUUGUGGAUGGACUUGAGGAGUUUCUUCAGUAUUACAAGAAAGACAGGAUAGUCAUGGCCUGCCUGUCUCAGUUUAAUCAAGGGCUGCGGGAGAUGAUCCAUUUCCACAUGAUGUUGUUUGACCAGGCACAGAGAUCACUAAUUCAACAAUUACAAUCUCAGCUUAUACAGUCAAUCCCUCAGCUAAAGGAAACUAGAAGAGAGUUCCUCCGAAUCAGAGACGAUCUGGAUGUUGCAAUAGCCAAGAAUGCCCAGGUAUCCCGGAAUAAACCUCAGGAUGGAGAAAAAGCCAGUCAUCUCUUGCUAGCCACCCGAAAAUGUUUCCAGCACUUUGUCCUUGAUUAUGGACUGCAGUUGAACCAUUUCAAGCUACAGCUGAAGUUGGAUAUUUUAAAUUCAGUAUUCUCUUAUUUCCAUGCACAAUAUACAUUCUUUCACCAAGGCUACGACCUCCUCAAGGAUCUAGAACCAAGCAAGAAAAAAAUGGCAGAACAGCUAGCUCAGCUUACAACUGAUGUCACUGCAAAGCGAAGAGAAGUGGAAUAUGCUCAUCAGUUGUCUCAGCAGAAGGAUGUUUUAGAUGACAGCACCAACAACCCACAGGAUAAGCUCACAGUUGAAGGCUACCUGUUUAAGAGGUCAAGGAAGAAAUCUAAAGUUUGGAACAGAUACUGGUUUUCCAUCCAAAAUAACCAACUUGUAUAUGUGAAAUCUCACAAGGAAGAGCCAGUCCUUCUGUUUGAUGAUUUGAGACUGUGCACUGUGAAAGCUUUGGACAACAUCGAACGUCGCUUUUCUUUUGAGGUGGUCUCUGUCCAAAAGAGCUGCAUGCUGCAAGCUGAUACAGAAGGUCUAAGGAGGGCUUGGGUUGCAGCCAUUCAGGGCAGUAUUGAUAUGGCCUACCGGGAACAGACAGAAUCAGCUUACCCACAGGCUGUGCUCAGUCAACCUUCCCUUUCAGCCACUGAUGUUCAGCAAAACGCAUCUUUUGGCAAGGCAUCUAUCUUAAGGGUUGUGCAGCAGGGAGGCGGGAACCAUCUGUGUUGUGACUGUGGGCAGCCUGAGCCACGGUGGGCCAGCAUUAACCUGGGCAUUACCCUCUGCAUUGAGUGUUCAGGGAUCCACAGGAGUCUUGGAGUUCAUCUCUCAAAGGUCCGUUCAGUCACUCUGGAUUCCUGGGAGCCAACACAGCUAAAGCUCCUCUGUGUCUUGGGCAAUGAUAUCAUCAACAGUAUAUAUGAAGCUAGAUGUUUUCAAGAAGGCCCUGUGAAAGUGACUGCGGCCAACUCUUGGCAGGAAAAGGAAGCAUGGAUCAAAGCAAAGUAUGUUGAAAAGAGAUUUGUGAAGAAACCCUCAUUUUCCAUGCAAGGUCAGAGCUUGGUGGCAUCACAGACCAGCAGCAGUGAACAGCAUCUCGGGUUGCAGCUGUAUCAGGCUGCACAGGAGGGCCACCUAGGUAAUAUGGCAGCCGCACUUGCUCAAGGUGCGGACAUCAAUUGGGCUAACAAGGAAGAGGAAGGACGUACACCAUUAAUCAGUGCUAUGCAUGGGGAUUCUCUUGUUGCUUGUGAAUUUCUUCUGCUGAAUGGAGCAAAUGUUAACCACCGAGAUAACUGUGGUCAAGGAGCUUUGCAUGCAGCAACCUAUAGAGGACACACUGGCCAGGUCUGCCUUUUACUCAAGAGGGGAGCCAAUCAGUAUGCAGUCGAUGAGAGAGGACUAGAUCCAUUGAGUAUUGCAGUGGAAGCUGCGCAUGCAGACAUCGUAACACUGUUACGGAUUGCCCGGAUGAAUGAGGAGAUGAGAGACUCGGAGGGGAUUUUUGGCUCACUAGGUGAUGACGAAACAUUUCAAGAAAUCUUCCGGGAUUUCACUCAUAUGGCAUCCAACAACCCAGAAAAGCUUUCCCGCCGUCCCGUUAGAAAAGAGAGCAAGGAAAGUGAAGACCAAAAAGUGCGCCUGGAGGUGUCGCCAGAUAGGACAGAUGGUGAGAAAGAAGAGGAGGGUGACUCAGCAGUAAGCCCUAAAGAGCCUGCUUGAGAUGUUUGUGAAGAAAUGGUCUCAUUAAAUUAGGAGAGAGACUCAGGAUGUGAGGAACAUCAACUCUUUAACACUUCUAAUCUCAUAUUUUUACAAUUCAUCUUCUUAAUAGCCUUUUGUAGGCUACUGGAACAGUCCUAUGGAGUCAUGCCUCACAUGUACUUGUGUUUUGUACAGUUAGUAGCACCUUGUUUUCAGUAUUUUGAAAUGUAUAGAUUAAAUAGGACAAUGACAUCUUCACUUGACAAAACCUUAACACAAUUAUAUUUUAAAGUAACAAGAUACAGAGCCUCCCCUAGGUUCCCGAUUCCUGCCUUGUGUCCGAAGAGGCUGUGGGGAGAAGAGAGAGGCCCUUGUGACCCUAAAGCAGGAAAAAAGAUGAGGUGGAAGGACGGAAAGACAAGCUGCUUGUGAUCUGCAAAGGACUGAGAGUAGACCUACUAGUCAGACUUGUGCUGUGCUGCUGGAGAUACUCAAUGGUUUAUAUGUGUGCAGUUUCUGUUCCUUAGGCACUUGGUCUUCUAAGUGGGUUUUAAGGUUAGUAGGAUUAUGGCAGGAGUGCCACUAACCUGAUCCCCAUGUAUGGGGGGUUCACUGUAUUGGGCUAAGCUUUACAUUGGAGGAGGUGACAGCACAUGAUAAGUUAUGGCAGCCGUCUUCCAGGAGGGAGUGUGUGGUGGCAGCGUGUAGUGAUUUGUAGAUGGACAGGAGGGGACAUUGGAGUUCCUCCUCACCUCCUGCUGAGAACAGCUGCAGCGCCAUAGUGGCAUAAGCUACAAAAGGUGCUAUAUGAAAUGGGCUUUAUUUUUUUCAGUAACCAAUACUUCCUUGCAUAGAAUGUGUGCUUACUCCGCUUUACAGUGACACCUAAGGUGAGCCUUCCUGUUUUUUGCAAUAAGCUCGUAAUGGAGUGCUGCCAUCUUGCAAGGCUUGUUUAAAAAAAAUAACAUAUACUCUGCUCAUUUUUUUCCCUUCAAGCUUCAUUUUAUUUUAAUGAGUGCAUCUUAAAUACAAUUUUCAGAAAGCUACAUUUACAAAGUCCAACAUACCGAACACAAUUAACAAAACAAAUAUACAGAUAAAUUGAAAAUGUACAGUCUUUCAUUCUUUAUUUACAGUGAAGUAGCCGUCAGCAUGCUGGCACCACCCUGUAGGUGAAGAUGUGUGAAACAAUGAGAGUGCGAGAUUACAGGGGUCAUUUCAAGAGGAAGAGCCGCCUCCUCCAU
Messenger RNA from Polypterus senegalus (gray bichir), 4638 nucleotides. RefSeq names its product BAR_ACAPs and ArfGap_ACAP domain-containing protein. NCBI's taxonomy places the organism in Eukaryota, Metazoa, Chordata, Cladistia, Polypteriformes, Polypteridae. The record is from RefSeq and is a predicted model, not a curated record. Gene Ontology annotation, cellular component: cytoplasm. Gene Ontology annotation, molecular function: protein binding; GTPase activator activity; cation binding. The transcript is spliced from 32 exons. The coding region runs from base 116 to 3412 and encodes 1098 amino acids.